Molecule: messenger RNA, 3737 nt
Organism: Heterocephalus glaber (naked mole-rat)
Lineage: Eukaryota; Metazoa; Chordata; Mammalia; Rodentia; Bathyergidae
Gene: Rap1gds1
Product: Rap1 GTPase-GDP dissociation stimulator 1
Biological process (GO): positive regulation of GTPase activity
Molecular function (GO): guanyl-nucleotide exchange factor activity; protein binding
Source: RefSeq, a predicted model, not a curated record
UCGGGGCCGGCUUCUCAGGACGGCUCGCCGUCGCCCGCCACCGUUCGUCGCCACUGUGCUCCUCCCCGAGGCGUCCCUCGAGUCCCUCCCUGGCUGUGGGAGAAACGGAGCAGAGCAGGACCCGCCCGCGCCGCGCCUCGCUCUCGGCCCUCAGCUCGGGAACAUGGAUAAUCUCAGUGAUACCUUAAAGAAAUUGAAGAUAACAGCUAUUGACAGGACUGAGGACAGUUUGGAAGGAUGCUUGGAUUGUCUGCUUCAAGCCCUUGCUCAAAAUAAUACAGAAACAAGUGAAAAAAUAGAAGCAAGUGGAAUACUUCAGCUGUUCGCAAGUCUUUUGACCCCACAGUCUUCCUGCACAGCCAAAAUAGCUAACGUCAUAGCUGAAGUAGCCAAAAAUGAAUUUAUGCGAAUUCCAUGUGUGGACGCUGGAUUGAUUUCACCACUGGUACAGCUGCUAAAUAGCAAAGACCAGGAAGUGCUCCUUCAAACAGGCAGGGCUCUGGGAAACAUAUGUUAUGAUAGCCAUGAGGGCAGAAGUGCAGUUGACCAAGCAGGUGGUGCACAGAUUGUAAUUGACCGUUUGAGGUCGCUGUGCAGUAGAACAGACCCCGCCAGUGAGAAGCUCUUGACUGUCUUUUGUGGCAUGCUGAUGAACUAUAGCAAUGAGAAUGAUUCCCUUCAAGCUCAGCUUAUCAAUAUGGGUGUUAUACCUACCUUAGUGACAUUACUGGGCAUCCACUGCCACAAUGCAGCUCUCACAGAAAUGUGUCUAGUUGCAUUUGGUAAUUUAGCAGAACUUGAGUCAAGUAAAGAACAGUUUGCCAGUACAAACAUUGCUGAAGAGUUAGUCAGACUCUUCAAGAAACAAGUAGAGCAUGAUAAGAGAGAAAUGAUUUUUGAAGUUCUUGCUCCAUUGGCAGAAAAUGAUGCUAUUAAACUACAGCUGGUUGAAGCAGGCCUGGUAGAGUGUCUACUAGAGAUUGUUCAGGAGAAGGUAAAUAGUGACAAAGAGGAUGAUAUUGCCGAACUCAAAACUGCUUCAGAUCUGAUGGUUUUAUUACUUCUUGGAGAUGAAUCCAUGCAGAAACUAUUUGAAGGGGGGAAAGGCAAUGUGUUCCAAAGAGUCCUUUCUUGGAUUCCAUCAAAUAACCACCAGCUACAGCUUGCUGGAGCAUUGGCAAUUGCAAAUUUUGCCAGGAAUGAUGGUAAUUGCAUUCAUAUGGUAGACAAUGGAAUUGUAGAAAAACUCAUGGAUUUACUGGACAGACACGUGGAAGAUGGAAAUGUAACUGUACAGCAUGCAGCCCUAAGUGCCCUCCGAAAUCUGGCCAUUCCAGUUGUAAAUAAAGCAAAAAUGUUAUCAGCUGGGGUCACAGAGACAGUUUUGAAGUUUCUUAAAUCUGAAAUGCCUCCUGUUCAGUUCAAACUUCUGGGAACACUAAGAAUGUUAAUAGAUGCACAAGCAGAAGCUGCUGAACAACUGGGGAAGAAUGUUAAAUUAGUGGAACGUUUAGUGGAAUGGUGUGAAGCCAAAGAUCAUGCUGGUGUGAUGGGAGAGUCAAACAGACUGCUCUCUGCCCUCAUACGGCACAGUAAAUCAAAAGAUGUAAUUAAAGCCAUUGUACAGAGUGGUGGCAUCAAGCAUCUAGUUACCAUGGCAACUAGUGAACAUGUAAUAAUGCAGAAUGAAGCCCUUGUUGCUUUGGCAUUAAUAGCAGCUUUAGAAUUGGGCACAGCUGAGAAAGAUCUAGAAAGUGCUAAGCUUGUACAGAUUUUACACAGACUGCUAGCAGAUGAAAGAAGUGCUCCUGAAAUAAAAUACAAUUCCAUGGUCCUGACCUGUGCCCUUAUGGGAUCUGAAUCUCUACACAAAGAAGUUCAGGAUUUGGCCUUUCUAGAUGUUGUAUCCAAACUUCGCAGUCAUGAGAACAAAAGCGUUGCCCAACAGGCCUCUCUCACAGAGCAGAGACUUACAGUGGAAAGCUGAGAACUGCCCUUCCUGACACACAGCUCUUCCCAACUCUGACUCCUUGCUGUCCUCCAUCCAGCUGCCUCUUCAACUCCAUUCUCUACCACAUCACUUGUGCAUGCGUGUAAUGUUCUAAUAUCAACUGAAGAACUGCUAUAGGUACCUGCCUAAUAAGAUUUCUGAACCCAUAGUUAGUGUGAACACAACUGUCCAAACAAGUCUCUACCCAUAACUGUUCUCUUGUAUUCCUGUUGCUUGAGUUACAUUAAGUAGAAUGUGCAUGUUGUAGUCCUAUGAUGAUGUAAACUUGAUACUACAUAAUGAUUUCCUCCUCACAUAUGGUAAACUACUUAAUAAUGUACUGGUAAAUUGAAACAAUGCAGCAGAAGCUAUCUGUCUAGGUGAAGUUGAAUAGUAAAAGUAGCUCCAUUUUUGGUGCUUGGAAAGCACAGUGACCAGAAAAUCUAUGGCUGCUCAUUCAUUAGUCUUGCCUACUAAUAUCAAUCCCAUGGUACCUAGCAUUGAAUGAAAUUCCAUUGCUCCCACUCUUUACCCUAUUGUUCCCCUUUUUUCCUAAGUAUACAAACUAUUGAAACUGCCACAAACUUGGCAAGACUUCAUGAGGUUUCUGAUUCUAUAUUUAAUUGACAGGUCAUCAGUAGCCCAAUGUUGAAAACAUUUGUAGUUUUCAGUGUGAUUAGAACUAAAGGGGUUAAAGAAUCCCUAUCACGCUAUAGCAUUUGGGGUUUUCCCUAUAUUUUAGAUUCUGAUAUAUGUGUAAUUUCACCUCAGAACUUCCUCUCUCUGUUAAUCAGCAUUGUCCGGCACUUGUCUUUAAAAGUCAUUUGGCUUUUCUUUUUGUUCCAAGGAUUGAACUCAGUACCUUUUGCUUGCGAGGCAGGCAGCAGAACCACAGAGCUAAAUCCCCAGCCCUUGGCAUUUAUUUUUAACUGAGUAUUGUUCAUUGGGAAAUGAAUUUUUUGUUUUUAUCAUUCAGAUUGAAAGCAAGAAAUUUCAUCUUUCAUAGUCUACAUCUUACAUUAGUAGGACAUAGGAGGAAAGAUGAAGAAAUAAGCUUGCCAGUACUAAAGAAGGGAAGGCAGGUUCUAAAAGCCAUAGUAGCCAGUCCAGUACAUUCUGCAGAGAGCCUUGUACCAAUCACUGUUGGAGUUUCUCACCCACACUCCCACUGAGAACUGUGCUAAUCUUAUAGUCUAGAAGAAAGCCAAGAUUCAAGAUGAGAAGAGCCCCCUUGGCCAAAUACAGUGUACCCUUCACUGCCACUACCACCACAAAAUGGAUUUUUAGAGCUUUGAACACAGUCUUUGUGAAUUUAUCAAACAUCCCUGGGACCCACUUGAGUUCACUCCAGUACCCAAGUUUGACCACUACUAGCCUAGCAGGCAGGGAGGGCUGUGUUCCAGAAGGACUGAAGAGGAGUAGAAUGGGCCACCAAGGAGGCAUCAGAGCCCUUUCCUCUCCGGUGUGAGAUCCCACACACCCUGUCAUGAGGUGAUCUGAGUUGGAGUUUUGACUCUUAAACGCAUAAAUGAAGACAGUUAAAACCCAGUCUUUUGACUGUUUCCUUUGAUGCCCGAAUAAGGGGCUAUUGUGAGUGCUUAUGCGAAACUUACUGUGAGAGUUAUUUUAUUGUCUUUUUCCUGGGCUGGAUAGUGGACUAUAUUUUGUUAGGUUUUGAAAGACAUCUGUAAUGUUGCUGAAUAGACUGUCCAUAUUAAUAACUUAAUAAAUAGUAUAUCAAACUAUA